Messenger RNA from Chelonia mydas (Green sea turtle), 2952 nucleotides. It is a transcript of the gene IDH3A, whose product is annotated as isocitrate dehydrogenase (NAD(+)) 3 catalytic subunit alpha. The transcript is spliced from 11 exons. Gene Ontology annotation, biological process: tricarboxylic acid cycle; isocitrate metabolic process. The record is from RefSeq and is a predicted model, not a curated record. Gene Ontology annotation, molecular function: magnesium ion binding; isocitrate dehydrogenase (NAD+) activity; NAD binding. NCBI's taxonomy places the organism in Eukaryota, Metazoa, Chordata, Testudines, Cheloniidae. Gene Ontology annotation, cellular component: mitochondrion. Bases 228 to 1304 code for a protein of 358 amino acids.
CAGGCAGCGUCACUAGCCCUACGCGGGCAUCAUCCAUUGUCUGACUGACAGCCCCGCUCGGGGGCGGGCGGAGUUGCGCUGGGCGGGUCAAGUGGCGGCUGGUGGGCGUGUCCUCCGAGGCGGGGGUGGUGCUAUUGCGCGUGCCGGUUCCGGCCCCUGAGCUGCGGGAGCGAGCGCGGGAGGGGCCGGGUCUGUCAGCGCAGCCGGAGAGCCGAGCAGGAGUCGCCAUGGCCGCCACCGCAUGGAUGCCCACGGUAUCUCGGUUGCUGGGAGUUUUCAAAAACCAAAAACAGGUACAGACAGUAACUUUAAUCCCAGGAGAUGGCAUAGGACCGGAGAUUUCUGCUGCUGUUAUGAAGAUUUUUGAUGCUGCUAAAGCUCCUAUUCAGUGGGAAGAGAGAAAUGUUACAGCUAUCCAGGGACCAGGAGGAAGGUGGAUGAUUCCUCUAGAUGCCAAAGAAUCCAUGGAUAAAAACAAGAUGGGACUGAAAGGACCUUUAAAAACACCCAUAGCUGCUGGGCACCCUUCGAUGAAUCUGCUGCUGCGUAAAACCUUUGAUCUUUAUGCAAAUAUUCGUCCCUGUGUCUCGAUUGAAGGAUACAAAACACCUUACACAGAUGUAAAUAUUGUCACAAUUCGAGAGAACACAGAAGGAGAAUACAGUGGAAUUGAGCAUGUGAUUGUUGAUGGUGUUGUACAGAGUAUCAAACUCAUCACAGAAGAAGCAAGCAAACGUAUUGCUGAAUUUGCUUUCGAGUAUGCCAGAAACAAUCAUAGAAGCUAUGUUACUGCAGUGCACAAAGCAAACAUUAUGCGAAUGUCCGAUGGGCUUUUUCUGAGAAAAUGCAGGGAAGCUGCAGAAAACUAUAAAGAUAUUAAAUUUAAUGAAAUGUACCUUGAUACUGUGUGUCUGAAUAUGGUACAGGAUCCAUCACAGUUUGAUGUGCUUGUUAUGCCAAACCUGUACGGUGACAUCCUGAGUGACUUGUGUGCCGGAUUGAUUGGGGGCCUUGGAGUAACACCAAGCGGAAACAUUGGAGCUAAUGGAAUCGCAAUCUUUGAAUCUGUUCAUGGAACAGCACCAGACAUUGCAGGAAAAGAUUUAGCAAAUCCAACUGCCCUUCUUCUGAGUGCUGUGAUGAUGCUGCGUCACAUGGGACUGCACGAAUAUGCCACAAAAAUCGAGACUGCAUGUUUUGAAACAAUUAAAGCUAGAAAGGUCCUAACAAAAGAUUUGGGAGGUAAUGCCAAGUGUUCGGACUACACAGCAGAGAUCUGUCGCAGAGUACAGGAUAUUGACUAAAGUUUCCUCAUAUCACUAAUGUUGCAAUCACUCCAAAUGGACACAUUACAAAUACAUUAUAUAGUCAUCUGCAGUUCAUAUACAUUUGGUUUGCCUAGCUCGAGAGAGAGCAAACUUUUUAGAUGGGGCCAUUUUGUUAAUAAAUUUAGCCCAAAUGGAUACAAAUAACAUUUGUGCCUGCUUUCAGUGGACUUUUUCCAAGUGCUUUGUUUUAUUUAUUACUCGUCUCUGGUGACAUUUUUUUGUAUAAGUGGAUUCCUUUAUUGUUUCACUUGGAAUUGUUUACCAUUUUACAUUUCAAUUAAGUGGUUUUUACUUCUCAAAAGACUUGCUGUAAAUAUCAAGAUGACUGAAUUAUCAUGAUUAUAAAAGCACCUUUUAAAGAAAGCUUAAAAUCUAUUUUAUUGGUCUUAGAAUGGAACAAAAUAGGCUUUUCGGCCUUAAAAUAGCACAAGAAGACACUUUUGUAAACAAACGGGUAUGAAACUUACUAGGAAUGUUGUAUCAAAAGCAAUGAAGAGACACUUUAAGGUGCUGUGAUGUUCCAGGAAAAACAAAAAGUUCUCUAAAUGCAUGAAUAAAGACUUAAAACCCUACAGAUAUUUAAUCUCUCUUAAAAUAUGUUUCUGUAUAAAAAUCAAGGCAUCAAAACAGAUGUGAGAAAUAAUACUAGUAAAGUAAAAUCUUACAAACCUACGUAUCCAAAUAUUCUUGUAAGGUGGCUCUGAGAGGAAGACUCUUACUUAUUUUACAAUAAAUUUCUCCUAAUGAGUAGAUGAUAAAAUUCCUUGAAUUCCACUCUGUAUUGUCAGGCGGAAAUAUAAAUUUUCUGUAGCUUUGUACUACAGUUUUUCUGUUGUACUUUGUUUUUAUGUAUUGUAUUGUCUGUUUUGAUGUUUAAAUGUAUUGAUUAGUAACUUCCUCAAAUUCUGAAUGUAACCGACGAGAUAACAAGGGAUUGCUACAGAGCUUGAAACUGGGUAUCCUCUUGUACAAUGAUCUAUAAUUUUGGUUCUGAUGCUUAAUAUUUCUGGAACCUAUAAUCUGUCUUCACUAUAUGGGUGGAUAUGAGGUUUCCAGGCAUUUGCUCACUAAGCCUAGCAAAGACCAUGAAAUUAAGUCCUCUUCUCAUCUCCAUAUAGUGAUAUAAUGGACACACAUGACAGAUACUGACCUAAAUGUCUUAGAAUAGCUCCAUCCCUACAACCUUUAACAUACGUAUAAAUCAAAUUUCCUGCUAAUGGUUCUGAUCUGUACCCCAACUGUAUUCAGCUUAAUUCUGUCUAUAGGUCCCAUGCCACUAAUUUCACUUAUUUCCUUAUUCAGUUUGGUGGUUUCCAAAGCAAAACCGAGCAAUGCAAAGUCACUUCAUUUUCCCCUGCAAAAUAAGCAUCCCAGCUUUUGUUAUACUUCUGCUAUCCUAUGGCAGGGAUAGGGACAAAGAUUUUUUUUUUUUCUUGUGUAUUCAUAACUGCUUCUAGUGAUAAAGGUAAUUUUUCUUCUCUUGGAUGUACCACAGCAGAGGUUGAGCUUGAUUUGAAUGUGCAUGGUGUGGUUGCUGCUCCCUUGAUUCAUUUGUAUUUAUGCUAAGUAAGCAACUGAGUUACGUUUACGCACAAAGUGAGAAAAUAAAGACUUCCCAAAGUCA